UGUUUUUGUACACCGAUUUGAACCUUCUUUUAAUCCCCCAUCUUCUUCCUUGCUUCGAAAUUGUGGCUCAUGUCGACUGACGAACGCGUAAAAAAGCUCAAGGAAGAAGGGAAUAAGCUCUUCGCUCAAAAGCAAUAUGUUGCUGCUGCUGAAAAAUACACUGAGGCUCUUCAGCUUGGUGGCGAUAACGCAGUUCUAUACUCCAACAGAGCUGCUUGUCGCUUGAAAAUGAAGACCUACCUUGAUGCAGAGUCUGAUGCCACAAAGGCUACUGAAAUAGAUCCUGGGUUUUCCAAAGCUUAUGCCAGACUUGCUACUGCUCAAGAUGCUCUUCGACAACCGUAUAGGAGCAUCCCGUCUUGGAAAAAAGCUCUUGACAAGCUACCCAAAGAGGUCCUCACUCCUGCUCAGCGCAACCAAAGGGAGGAUGAAUAUGAAAAAGGACUCACUUUAGCUGAGUCUGCAUUGAAUAAAUUACGAACAUCUGGCGGGAGCCACCUUAUUCACGCACCUUCCAACCAGAGAGAUCUCCCAUGGUUUUGUGCUCAGAGGAUGAUUCCUGACUUGAUGGAGCAGAGAAACUAUACAAGCUCGGCAUGGGCUUUGGCUAACGCUUAUACAGAGUUUGCCGAAGGCAUUCGCCAACUUUCACUGGCUACUACGCAAGGCCAGCUAAGGUUUCAAUCCACCAGUGCCCUCAUGCUUAUUUCCAAUGCCAUACUCACAGAUCAUCGCGUCUUCCAUAUAAAUGGACCCGAAUUUCUCCAAAGGUACAAUCAACAGGUUUUGGGCGAAGCACAGUUCUUCAAAGCAUGGACCCAUGAGGGCCCAGAUAUCAUCAAGCAGAAAGUUCUCGAACGCCUUGAGGAGGAAGGUUGGCACACUACAUCCCCAGCUCUGACCACCACUAUGAGGGCGUGGAUAAUGCAAGGCUUUUAUCAAGGUGGGCUGUACCAGAACCACGUCGCUGAAGUCGAAUUUCUUGGGCGAACUAUUGAAAUCAUUAAAUGGGGUCGAGAGCGGUUCAAAGACAUACGAAAGGAAUACAGAGGUGUCAUGUUUGAAGAAACGUUCCUGCGUGGCGUUCAGAUGCUUCAUUUGGAAGCGCUCUUAAAGGUGAUUGCCAAAGCGGACGAUGCCACUCUGGAGGCAACGCUCCAAGAGGCAAAUGAGGUCAUUGCAGGUGUUAAUGCUGCCACCAUACCUCCUCGCGAUUCCAAUCCUGCAUUUGUUUCGGCAUACUAUUACAAACCUAAAGGACAAGCGCUUUCAUUAAAAGCUAUGUAUCAUCGUGUUCGAGCAAACCGUAUGAAAGCUCAGAACGGUUCAUUAUCAUCUUCUGUGAUGGAUAAAUAUUCUUCUGCAUCACGGUACUAUUUAGAGGCGGCAGAUUGUUAUGCUGAGGAUGAUGAGAACCACGCUGUGUUCCUUAAUGCUGGCCUUGAGAUGAUGUGGUCUUGUAAAACUAGUAUCAGGAACCAGCUAGCUGUCAUGGAACGUAUUCGCCUUGCUAUUCCGAAGAUGAAGAAAAUCUGGGGGCAAUCGUCAUUUGCGAAGCAAGGAGGUGAUAUCAUUUUUAAGAGGGGACAGGAUAUGGAAGGGAUAAUGCGUGAGGGUUUGAACAAGAGAAAGUAUCAAUUGGAUGAGCUGGUUGUCAUUGAUGCUCAACGUUAGAGACAUAACGUAUGUACAUAUGGUCGGGAUUACUAAAAUUUACCUGUUUGUAUAUAAAUUACGCAUGCACUACUGCCUCAAACACCUGAUAAGCCCUACACCAACCAGAUCAAACUAGAGUCACCAUCGAUUGUGAAGGAACCGCAACGAAGCACACUUUAUAAGAAUGAGUAGUACAAUUAUCGUAGUGUAUGAGAGUAAUGAGUGGAAAGGUGAUUAUAGUAAUAAUAUUUUACAGGAGCGAUAUGCAGUAGAAACAAUUGCUUUGAAAUUAGAUACGAUUGCAGCAUGAAGAUCAUGAUAAAAUGAAUGCAACUAGAUCAACGAAACUUCGACUCGAAAAGAAAGUGUGCGCGGAGCGGCCGCGCAAAAUAUAUCACAAAAGAUUGAAGGAAGAAAUUCGAACGUUAUGAGAAUACUCCGGUUCGCUUUCCUUUGAUAGUCCUUAAUUUUCUCAAGAGGUCCUACAAACAAUAUCAGCAAGAGAAAAAAGACCUG
This is a messenger RNA of Lentinula edodes (shiitake mushroom), 2172 nucleotides long. RefSeq lists its product as uncharacterized. The record is from RefSeq and is a predicted model, not a curated record. The transcript is spliced from 11 exons. Gene Ontology annotation, molecular function: molecular adaptor activity; protein binding. Lineage: Eukaryota; Fungi; Basidiomycota; Agaricomycetes; Agaricales; Omphalotaceae. Gene Ontology annotation, biological process: post-translational protein targeting to endoplasmic reticulum membrane. Gene Ontology annotation, cellular component: TRC complex; membrane. Bases 70 to 1674 code for a protein of 534 amino acids.